Messenger RNA from Mobula hypostoma (lesser devil ray), 1778 nucleotides. RefSeq names its product acetyl-CoA acetyltransferase 1 (gene acat1). Lineage: Eukaryota; Metazoa; Chordata; Chondrichthyes; Myliobatiformes; Myliobatidae. Gene Ontology annotation, biological process: fatty acid beta-oxidation. Gene Ontology annotation, molecular function: acetyl-CoA C-acetyltransferase activity. The transcript has 12 exons. Gene Ontology annotation, cellular component: mitochondrion. The record is from RefSeq and is a predicted model, not a curated record. Bases 63 to 1352 code for a protein of 429 amino acids.
GCUGCUGAUUGGUCUUUAGGGGCAGGCCGCUUGAAGGUGAAGGAGGUUGCCGGGGGUUCGCAAUGGCGACUGCUCGCUUAGCUCUUCUCGCAGGACGGCGGGGUGAGCGGGGUGGCCGUGCGCCGUGGCUGCGGCUGCAGCUUUCAAAAUGUAAGCACAGGGAAUAUUCGUCAGGCACCACACUAAAUGAGGUUGUCAUUGUAAGUGCAGCCAGAACCCCUAUUGGUUCAUUUAAGGGAAGCUUAUCUUCAUUAUCAGCUACCCAGCUUGGUUCAAUUUCCAUAAAAGCUGCCAUUGAAAGAGCAGGGAUUCCGCCAGAAGAAGUGAAAGAAGUGUAUUUGGGCAAUGUUCUACAGGGAGGGGAGGGGCAGGCUCCUGCGAGACAAUCUGCUCUUGGUGCAGGCUUACCGGUCUCCACACCUGCAACAACUGUCAACAAAGUCUGUGCAUCUGGAAUGAAAUCAAUCAUGCUGGCGGCGCAAAGUCUUAUGUGUGGACAUCAGGACGUAAUGGUUGCUGGUGGUAUGGAGAGCAUGUCUAAUGUACCAUAUAUAAUGAGUAGAGAAGCACCAGUUUAUGGAGGUGUGAAGUUGGAGGACCUAAUUGUAAAGGAUGGAUUAACAGAUGUCUAUAACAAAAUUCAUAUGGGGAACUGUGCCGAGAAUACAGCAAGCAAGUAUAAGAUACCACGCGAAGAUCAAGACGCUUAUGCGGUUAGUUCAUAUACUAGAAGCAAGGCGUCUUGGGAUUCAAAACUCAUGGCCAAAGAAGUGGUUCCAGUCAGUGUUCCUCAAAGAGGUAAACCGGAUCUUGUGAUCAGUGAAGAUGAAGAGUACAAACGUGUUGACUUCAGUAAAGUUCCAAAAAUCAAAACAGUCUUCCAGAAAGAAAACGGUACAAUUACUGCUGCCAAUGCAAGUACCAUAAAUGAUGGAGCUGCAGCUUUAGUGUUAAUGACUACAGAUGCCGCUAAAAGACUAAAUGUUACUCCAAUGGCACGAAUUGUAGCAUUUGGGGAUGCUGCAGUUGAUCCAAUUGACUUUCCAAUUGCACCUGCUUUAGCUGUACCAAAGCUUCUGAAAACAACAGGUAUAAAGAAGGAAGAUAUUGCAAUGUGGGAAGUUAACGAAGCAUUUAGCGUUGUUGUUCUAGCAAACAUCAAAUUGUUGGAUAUUGAUCCUCAGAAAGUUAAUAUCAAUGGUGGAGCAGUAUCUCUGGGUCACCCCAUUGGGAUGUCUGGAACAAGAAUUGUUGGACACAUGGCUUACAAUCUGAAACCUGGAGAAUAUGGUCUUGCUGGAAUUUGUAAUGGAGGUGGUGGUGCUUCCUCAAUACUUAUUCAACGACUGUGAAACACAGUGUCCUUUCUGAGCUGUGAUUCAAAGGCCAUGUAUUUUUUACUAUCGCUACAAUGAAUACUGAACAAUUAUGCAUUAUAUAUUUGCAAUGUGUAUGCAUUUCUACUGUGUAAAAACUAUCUUUGCAGUAGUGAAAAAUAUUACUGAUUUAUGGAAGCACUGUGGCAAUAUAACAGCAAAAUACAUUUAAGAACGUUCUUGAAAUAUGCUGUCAGUGUAACUUCAUCCCACUUGAAAAUGUGUGGCCUUUCAUAAUUUUUUCUUCCGAAACCAAACUAUGAAAGAUAAGCUUGUUUUUUUAAAAAAAAUCAAGUACAUGCAACAGGAGGUAGUUACAAUUAAUCCAUAAUGUGUGUAUAUGACCUCAAUUUUAGCAAAGAACUUGGGUUUAAAUUGUAAAAUUCUAUUCUGUAUUAAUAA